AGAAGGAAGCCGCAGAAGCCGGACGAUCGACGACGCAUGAACCAGCUUCGGCGGCUCGCGAGCUACGUCGUGGACAGCAGCCAGCACCUCAAGCCGACGCUCAAGCACAUGGAGCCUAGCUACAAGCACCUCGACCUGACGUAUGUGUCCCCGCGCGUCCUCGUGGGCGGGCGGCCGGUCGACGGGCCGACGGACAAGAAGGCGUGCGUCAACAACGCGGUCGAGCUUAAGAUGUACCUCGAAGACGAGCAUGCGAACCGGUACUUGAUCUUCAACCUCUGCGACGACGAGGUUGCAGCGAUUUCGCCGCAGACGCUCGAGUUUUCUUGGGAGCGCGACGGCGGCCUGCGGACGUACACGCCGCCGUCGGACCACAUCUUUCGCAUCUGCUACGCCAUCUUUGCGUGGCUCGCGCUCGAUCCCGAGAACGUCGCCGUCAUUUACUGCCACAACGGCAAGACGCGCAGCGGCGUCGUCGUCGCGUGCUACUUUCUCUUCUCGCGGCUCGUCGACGACCCAAUGACGGCCCUCGCGCAGUUUUACCAAAAACGGCUUGGCAUCGAGACGCUCACGCCCGACUACGUGCGCCGCAGCAUGCCUGUCUCCAUCCAGCGCUUUGUCACCAACUUUGGCUCGAUCAUGGAGCACCAAGCGAUCCCGAAUCCGGACCCGCUUUUGCUCAAGGCCAUCAUGUUUCGCGCGCUACCCGUCGAGCUCCAGCCGCUCAUUCAGAUCUGGGACGACUGGCACCUCAUCUUCUCCAACGCCAAGGACGCCGUGAGCGACCACGUGCCGCCGGUCGUCGACUGGAACCCCGAAGAUGGCUUCCUCGCCAUCUUAUGGGACGGCGGCAUCCCGCUCGACGGCGGCUUCUCCAUCUUGUGCUCGUUUGGCGACGACGGCGACGCCGAGAUGGACGCAACGUCGCGCGUCCUCUUCCGGUACAUGGACUCGACAUGGUUUCUCUCGCCGGGCCUCGUCACCCUCAAGAAGGCCAACCUCGACAUGAUGAAGCAGUACGAGCACGGCUUUGAGGACGAAAACUUCUCGGUCGACAUGGUCUUCCACAACAGCAACGUCCCGCCACGGCUCAUCGUGCCCGUCGACUAUACCGGCAACUACGCAGUCAAACAAGGCAUCGUCGAGAUCGCGGCCAAGCACGCGGUGGCCCCCGAUCCGUCCAUGUACCUCAACUUUGUCAAGACCGGUUUUGACGCGACCGCGUCGACGUAUGCGCUCCAGCGCGCGCAGAAUGCACCCAAUCUGGCACUCGACAUCUUGCACUCGGAGGCGCUGACGACCAUCUUUACGCGGCUGCCGCCGAGCCCGACGUCGCGCGACGAGAGCCUUAGUCAGCCGGUGCACGAAGACAGCAUCAAACCCUCGUCGCUCUUUGCGUCGUCAACUCCGCACAAAGCGUCGCAUUCGGAAGCACAUCGGAGAGCCUCGUCGUCGUCGUCGUCGUCGACCUCGCCGCGUGCGGAAACGCUGGUCGUGACGCCGCCCAAAGGGUUUUCGGUGCCGCGCGCGACCGAACCGAGCCCGUCGUCGCGCCGAUCGAGCGCGUCGUCGAGCUACCACGACGCCGAGCCUGACGGCGACUCGGUUUGCGUGCUCUGCCACGAAGAAGACUAUGUGCUCCGACCACAGUUGGUCCGCUGCUGCGGGUGCCAAAAGUGCUUCCACACAAGCUGCGCGGGCUUGAAGAAGGUGCCGUUCGGACUCACAACGAUGAGCGACCGCACCAACCACGCGGCGUACAUGAAGAAGUUCUUCCACGGCUGGCGCUGCACCGCCUGUGCGGCCGCAUCCUCACCAUCACGGGCACCGACAACGGGGGGGUUCCUCACCGAGCCAAAGAGCCCCAACCACGACAAGUACGAACAGCUCAAGGAGCUUCUGUCGGCCAAAGGCAUCUCAAUGGACGACCUCUUGCGCGCUGCCGACGCCAACCUCGUCAAACCACCGUCAGACGGCCACGACAGGACGACGAAUGACGCGCUGGACGUCACGGACAAGUACAAACGCAUGGUCGACAUGGGUGUACCCCUCGCCGCUGCGCAGAACGGGAUGCUGCGCGACGGGCUCGACCCGGCGUUGCUCUACGGAUACACGGCACCGCCGGUCGUCGCACCGGCCGCUGCCCUAGCCGAGCCCGUGCUCAUGCUGCGCGACGCAAUCCAGUUUGAGGGCUACUUUACAAUGCUCUCGAAAGGCAUCUCGAAAGACGCGGUCAAGCACAAGAUGCGCAUGUGCGGCUUGAACCCCAAGAUCCUCGACCUCGACCCAAAGGCAUCGUACCUUGAAGUCAAGAGCCAGAUCGAAGCGCUCCAAGCCGAAGUUAUUUAUCCGAGCGGGUCGCCGCCCAAACCGUCGUCGGCCAAGUCCCCACCAAAGUCGGCCCCCGCGACGUUCGUUGUCCCUGACAAGGCAUCGACCGAUUCGUCAACAAGCACAGCAACAUCGGCGACGACGACCAUGGUAGCGCCGGCAGCGGCUGUGGACGCACCCGCUGCUCUGCCACCAUCCAAAGAGACUGCGGAGGCACCGAAUCCCGCGGCAGCUGCGUCGGAGCAGCAACCGGCGGCAAGCGAUGGCCCUCUGCGCCUGCGAGACGAUGCGACCUAUGGCAAGUACUUCAAGAUGCUCAAGAUGAACAUCCCAGAAGGCGCCGUGCGACAAAAGAUGAUUGAACACGGCGUCAACGUCAAGGCUCUCGAGCUCGGGCCAGACGGCUGUGUCGACGACCUCGAUGCUCCCCCAGCCAAGGUAUUAUUGAAGGACGAUGCGACGUACGGCAAGUACUUCAAGAUGCUCAAGAUGAAUAUCCCAGAGGGCGCUGUGCGACAAAAGAUGCUGGAACACGGCGUCAACCCCAAGGCACUGGAGCUCGGACCGGACGCGAGCGUGGAUGACCUCAACGCUCCUCCACCAAAAGUCCUACUAAAGGACGACCCGACGUACGCCAAGUACUUUAAAAUGCUCAAGAUGAACAUCCCGGAAGGCGCGGUGCGACAGAAAAUGAUUGAGCACGGUGUCAACAUCAAGGCGCUUGACCUCGGGCCCGACGGCUGUGUUGACGAUCUCGUCGUCAAGGUUCUCCUCAAGGACGACCCGACGUACGCCAAGUACUUCAAGAUGCUCAAGAUGAACAUCCCGGAAGGCGCGGUGCGGCAAAAGAUGCUGGAACACGGUGUCAACCCACGGGCAUUGGAGCUCGGGCCGGACGCCUACGUGUCGCAGCUCGACGCCAACAACAACACGAGCGAUGCGCCGCCGCCUGCGCCCAAGAAGCCCGCGCGCCGCAAGAAGCUCUUUUGGCAGCCGAUCCCGGAUGACCGACUCAAGAGCGGUCAUCAGUCAACGAUCUGGGAGGCCAAGGGCGACGACGAGAUUCAACUCGAGAUGGACAUGGACGAGAUCGAGUCACUCUUCUUCGCCAAGGCCGACAGCAAGACCAAGAAAGCGGCCGCCAAGCCCCUCGCACGCAAGCAAGCCGUGACGCUCGUCGACGGCAAGCGCGCCAUGAACGCUGCGAUCGCACUUGCGCGCAUCAAGCUCACGUAUGCGCAAGUGGCCGCAGCGAUUGGAUCGCUUGACGCGUGCGGCUUGACGCUCGAGCAGCUCGUGACCAUCAACGAGUACCUCCCGACCGACGAUGAAGUCAACGUCGUGACACGCUACGCCGGCGACCCCACUGCCCUCGGCGAGGCAGAAAAGUUCUUUGCCGCGAUCGCGACCGUGCCCCGGUACAGCCUCAAGAUGGAGUGCCUCAUCACGAAAAGCUCGUUUCAAACGCGCGUCGCCGAGAUUGACGCGUCCGUCACCAACGUCACGCGCGCUUGCGAUGACGUCAAAGGCAGUCGAUUGCUCAAGCUCCUUCUUGGCAUGGUGCUCAAGCUCGGAAACACGCUCAACGGCGGCGAAGAGACGGAGCACGCAAUCCGCGGCUUCUCGGUCGACUCGCUUCUCCGCCUCGGCAUCACGAAAACCGUCGACAACAAAACCACAGUGCUCCAUUACCUCGUCCGCGUCAUCAAAAAGAACCAGCCACUCGUUCUCGACUUCGCAAAAGAGCUCGAGCACGUGCCGUUGGCGGCGCGCGAGGCGACCGAAGCCAUUGACCAAGCCCUCUCGAGUCUCUCCAGCAGCGUGCAAAAGCUAGCGGAUGAGCGCGACCGCGUCAAGACCGAAGGCGUCGAGAGCUUGCUAGCGACAUACGAGGCGUCGGUGGCGGCGACCGAAGCCGAUUUACGCCGACUACGGUCCGGCGUCGACCACAUGAAGGCGCAGAUUGCGGCCGUACUCGACUACUUUGGCGAAGAUCCGGCCAAGAAACCGGCCGACUUUUUCCAAACGCUCUCGUCGUUUUGCCAGGCAUUUGAGAAGGCCAAGACCGAAGUGCAAACAGCCGACGAUGCCAAGCAGCGAGCUGACCGACUCCUCCACCGACGCACGUCGAGCAGCAUCGACAUGACGAUUCCGUCGCGCCUCCUCGAAGAGAAAGCCGCGGGGAUGCGCCAAAAAGCCAUGACGUUCCGAACCAAGAGCACGAGCCUGACCGAUCUAUGAGAAUGGCGAC
Molecule: messenger RNA, 4582 nt
Organism: Saprolegnia parasitica CBS 223.65
Lineage: Eukaryota; Oomycota; Saprolegniomycetes; Saprolegniales; Saprolegniaceae
Exons: 5
Coding region: 37-4572 (1511 amino acids)
Cellular component (GO): WASH complex
Source: RefSeq, a predicted model, not a curated record